This is a messenger RNA of Carassius gibelio (silver crucian carp), 8508 nucleotides long. It is a transcript of the gene gabrb4, whose product is annotated as gamma-aminobutyric acid type A receptor subunit beta4. The transcript has 10 exons. Bases 416 to 1954 code for a protein of 512 amino acids. Lineage: Eukaryota; Metazoa; Chordata; Actinopteri; Cypriniformes; Cyprinidae. Gene Ontology annotation, cellular component: synapse; membrane; GABA-A receptor complex. Gene Ontology annotation, molecular function: neurotransmitter receptor activity; extracellular ligand-gated monoatomic ion channel activity; GABA-A receptor activity. The record is from RefSeq and is a predicted model, not a curated record. Gene Ontology annotation, biological process: monoatomic ion transmembrane transport; regulation of membrane potential; nervous system process.
UUCCAGCAUUUUUUCCAGAAGUCCUGUCGAAGCUGAGAGAUGUCUGAUCUUCUGGUGUUGGUCGAGGGGGUCUCUGACCUGCACGGAUUUCCAUAGCUGAAGAAUAACAGCUGGGACCUUUUAAAUAUUUUUUUUUCUUUUUCUUUUCCCCCAAUCCCCCUCCCCUUUUAAUUUUUAUUUUAGUUUUUUUCUCCUUUUCCUGUUUCUUUUUUUAUUUUAGUUUUCGCGGGGACAUCACAAAUGUGUGCAUUGGUGCUUUGAACUUAGUCAUUAAUUUUGCCUUUUUUUCUCCCAUCCCCUUCUUUUGGAUUCUUUUUUUCUACUUAUUUUUUCUUUUCUUUCUUUCUUCUUUUUAAACAUCUGUUUGGAGCACGGGCGGUUGGAUUACUGAAAUUGAAUUAACGGAUUUGUGGAAAUGUUGGGUCCUCAAGAAGACAAAUUAUGUGGAAUUGUUUCUGCUCUGGCGGCCUUGUCCUUUGUCUGCUUUGCACAAAGCACCUCCACCGGAAAUACCGGAAUAUCUGUGGCCAAGACGACAGUGGACAAAUUGCUGAAGGGGUAUGACAUCCGCCUUCGGCCAGACUUUGGAGGUCCUCCAGUCAUCGUGGGAAUGAGUAUAAAUAUUGCCAGUAUUGACUCCAUUUCAGAAGUCAACAUGGACUAUACCAUCACCAUGUAUUUCCAACAAAGCUGGAGGGACAAACGGUUGGCCUAUGCUGAGAUGGCUUUGAACCUCACCUUGGACAACCGUGUGGCUGAUCAGUUGUGGCUCCCAGAUACCUACUUCCUGAAUGACAAGAAGUCUUUCCUGCAUGGUGUGACAGUGAAGAACCGAAUGAUUCGGCUCCAUCCAGAUGGCACUGUUCUUUACGGACUGAGAAUAACCACCACAGCAGCCUGCAUGAUGGACCUGAGACGGUACCCCCUCGAUGAACAGAACUGUACCCUGGAGAUUGAGAGUUAUGGGUAUACCACAGAUGAUAUUGUAUUCUUCUGGCAAGGAGGGGACAACGCCGUGACAGGUGUGGACAAACUGGAAUUGCCUCAGUUCUCCAUUGUGGAGCUACGUCUUGUGUCCAGAGAAGUGAGGUUUACUACAGGUUCAUACCCUCGGCUGUCGUUGAGUUUCCGCAUCAAGAGAAACAUAGGCUACUUUAUCCUGCAAACUUACAUGCCCUCCAUCCUGAUCACAAUCUUGUCCUGGGUCUCCUUCUGGAUUAACUACGAUGCUUCUGCUGCUCGUGUGGCCCUGGGUGUAACUACGGUGCUCACUAUGACAACCAUCAACACCCACCUGCGGGAGACCCUCCCAAAGAUCCCCUAUGUGAAAGCCAUCGAUGUCUACCUCAUGGGCUGCUUCGUCUUUGUUUUCCUGGCCCUGCUCGAAUAUGCCUUUGUAAACUAUGUGUUCUUUGGAAGGGGACCCCAGCAGCAGAAAAAGAUCAACGAAAGGCUAAACAAAGCCAACAACGAGCGUCCCCGCUAUGAAGAGAAGCGUCUGAGGGAACAGGACUCCAUUUCAGCGCCGUUUCAAAGCAACACCCUCAGGUCAUAUACACAACGAAGAAAUCUGUAUCUCGAGGAACAAAGAAAAGUUGGGGUGGACGCUUAUGGAAACAUUCUUCUCACCACUUUGGAGAUGAACAAUGAGGUGAUGCCGUCCGAUGUUGGCAGCAGCGUCAGUGACUCGAGGAACUCCGUCAUGUCCUUUGACAGCUCCGGAGUGCAGUUCCGCAAGCCCAUGGCUUCGCGGGACGGGUUCAGCCACCACUCAUUGGACCGCAGUGCCAUGCGCAGUCGUGCCAACUGCCGACUAAGAAGGCGCUCGUCCAAGCUGAAGCUCAAAAUCCCCAACUUGGCGGAUGUUAGCACCAUUGACAAGUGGUCCCGGGUCAUUUUUCCUAUCACUUUUGGAUUCUUCAACCUUAUCUAUUGGUUGUAUUACGUGAAUUGAUACGUGUUCCCCUAGGAAACAUGGGCCAUAUUUUGAGAGCACAUUGAAUUGGCUUUGAUACAAUUGGAAAAUAUGUGUACACAUAUAUGAAGUUGAUACAUAUGUAUAUGCAUAUUUCUAUAUAUUCUAUUUCUAUAUACACAUGCGUGUGUAAAACUAAAGGACUUUUCUGCUGUAAAAAUAAAACACUAAAAAAGAGAAACGUAUUAUAUAGAAUAACUUGAAUGUUUAAGAAUAAUACAAAAGAAACCUUUCAAGUAUUUGAAUUCUUUUCCUUCUGAAACAAACAACAAGUAACAUACAUUAGUCCCCUGUUCGAGGGUAUGGAACUAAAGACUGCAUGAUAUUUUUGCCAAAAGAAAAGAUCGCAAGAGAAAAAGAACGUCUCAUUGGCUUUUUAUCGAUAUUGUAAUCAACCUGUCCCAACUGCAGCUCAUGAAAUCAGAAGUGGCUUGUGCAUUUCGGGGCAUCAUCCGAGCGGCCCCCAGACCCCAUCCACUGCUUUCCCCAUCCCCAUGGAAGAGACUGACGGAAAUGUCCGUUUCUACACUGUACAGCAGCCUCUUUUGGAAUUAUGUGUCAUUCUUUGAUUUUGCAAGUAUAAAGCGUGCUCUAUAUCGGACCUCUCAGCUCUGGUCAAUGGUUUACACUGGACGACCAUCUUGAGUUUUAACCAAUGCAUCCUGCCCAGAGUCAGUAUGUUUCAUUUUCUCUCUUCACUUUUUUUGCAGAUUCUCCUUUCCUUCAGUUUUGGGCUAAGGGUUUAAUUCUAUUUUUUGGAGGGCAUCACCUAAACAUGUUCUAGAGGUAGUUCAUUAGUAGCUAUUAAACCACUGGUAUGCUUCAUUCAUUGGGAAUUUAAGAAAACUAAGAAAAAAACUAAAAAGAGUGCAUUCAUUCAUUCAGUAGCCUUAUUGACAUGGUCAGGUAGUAUUGUUGUUCUUUCUUUACUCUUGUUCCUAGUGCAUUCCAUCUGUUCUAUUGAUACAGUAUUCAUGAACAUCUUGUAGAGCUUUGUGUUGUUUGGAAUGGAGGGAAACCCUUAGUGAGCUGUAAUGUUUCUUUAGAACUUGGAUUUGAAGUUAGUCCAAUUAUGUGAAAAUUUACAAGGAGAGAAAAGAUUAAUGUGUAUUCAACAGGGGAUGUGACCAUGUUUUUAUCUGUUUUAUGUUUAAGUCAACCACUCGAACCAUAGUGUGACCUGAUAUUGUACAUAUUCAGUCAUUGUUGUGAUCCAUCCUGAGAAUGAUAUACGCUGAUGUUUUUAGUUUCUCUAAAAUGUGCCUGUUUGAAACCUGAAGGAUGUGUCCUCAGUUCAUCAAUCAGUGAAAGAGGGCCGAAUGACCCUUGAUCUUUGACCUUUCACUUUAAGCACUGCAGACCCACCCACAGCUCUGACGUUUUGCAUCUUGGGAUUGAAUCUCAAAGAUGAAUGACAUCAGCAAAAUCAGGAGAUACAAAAAAAUGCUUCUGAGUCUUUUCGGGGCAAAAUGACAUGUACGAUAAAAGCCAUGAACUGAAGUGACAACCAAAAAGGCCUAUAAUCCAUUUCUCUUUUUACCAUGAACCUCUGACUCACCCACCAACAUUUAUUUUGGGCUUCGCCUCAUUAUGAUUUACCUCAGCUUCAUUGACAUUGAGGUUACCAGAUCACCAGGUGACCGCUCAAUUUCAUUUAUCAGUUCAUCUGCCAUCCACGUUCAUUCAUAGCUCAUUUCUGAAAGUAUCUAGAUGUCUCAUUGCUCAGAGUAGCUCAGUUGAGGAGAAGCUUCCCAACAAAUGCUUUUCACAGCAAUGUUUUAUCAGCUCUUGAAGAUGUGGAUGAGAACUGAAUUGCUGAAUAACUGAGCAAGGGGACAUUUAAAAGUGAAGAGAAAGCUCCCGGUGGUGGUUUGAGAACACGAGAGCACUGGAUUUGCUUGAGUUCCCUGAGGAGGAUCUUCUGAGCAGGCCUCAGACCUCAGAGCUCAGCAGAGUCCCUUGGCUCUCGACCCUCCACACCAGACCUCUCAACACUUGGGAAAGUGUGGACCAGCCACCAAAUCACCAACAGAUCACUCAUUCCAUUGAGAAACAAAGGAAUCAGGGAAAUCCAAAGGUAUAGGAGGCUGUACCUAUAGGUACUUGUUAUUUGUCAGCAGAUGACCGUAGAAGCAAGUUCGAAGGAUUUCCUCUUAUUAUAUUUGAUAUUGUGAGCACGACCAUAACACCUGUGCAAGGGAGCCAGUACUCUCAAGUGCAAAGCAAGACAUGCACAGUUGCAUGCACAGUGUAGCAAUUAAGUUAAGAGCAAAUCUGCACUAAAGAGGAUAAAGGCUAGAGUGCUUUUCUUGAGAAACCCUAACUAUUAUGAGUGUUAUGGGGUGCCUUGGCCAGUUCCAACUCUCAGUAGGCAUUCAAGAUGCUGCAAUGCUUUGCCAAUGAAGGUUCAAAAGCAGAGUAGUUAGGUAUACACAUUUAAUCUAUAGCGUUAAAAUGUGCAUUUAUCAUGUAGAUCAGACCUUUUAAGCUACAAUAUAGGCCCACCUCUACUAGUGCAGUGUUGUAGACAAGUGUAGUGAUAAGUUGAAAAUGCCAACUGCACCAUUAGCCAACUUUUCUCUUAAUGUAUUCAAGGGAACAGGAGCAGGUUUUUUAUUUUUUAUUUUUUUUUUUUUUUGAGACUGAAAAACAGAGUUUGCUUUGCCUUUGACAAAUUGGAAAUGGCAUGACGUCUAGGUGGCAGCAUAUAUAUUUAAGUUUAUUAUUGUUUGAUCGCCAGCCACUAUUAACUGAUAAGACUGCACAAUUAAAAGUAUGCUGAUAUAUUUUUGUAUCUGAUAUUUCCGUUAUCAGUGUUAAUAAGUGCUCUAAUUCUUUCCUUAGAGUGACUAAUAAUAGAGAAAAACCAUGCAUACAAUAUCAUAAUCUGUAGUUCGGUAUAUUAUCCAUGAGAAUAAUUAGAAAUUCUUAGUAGUAGAUUGUACAAGAGGUUCCAUAACUAUAUACAGUACAUAUAUAAUUUAGCACCCAUUUACUACAUACUGUAGCUUCUUUACCUUCUAGUAGACUUGAUGGCACUAUGCAGUCUUUCGCGCUAAUGCUCAGUUUAACGUUCCACAGGGUAAUCUGAAACAUUAUUGGUCCAUGCAUCCUGGCCAAUCACGAUAGGCAAGGGUUGAAUUUUCCGAUAGCGUGGGGAUUGGUGAAAUGCUAAUACAGCCAUACUGUGCCACUGAGACAUGUUGGAUGUUGAAUAUGUUCAGAUGGAUAUUGUGUUGAUCAUCAGUAUGGUCUUGUAGCACCAGCACUCUGUUUAUUCACAGUGAGCUUACACCUAGAACAGAUUUUUGGUAAGAUUCUGGUUUGUGGGCAUUCGUCCCUGCAAGAUUUGCCUUAACGAGAUCACUAAGCAUUUGUCAUGAAAUAUUUCUGAGCAAUACAAUGCAAAUACAACAAAGUUCAUGAGAGAGGGAUUCUCUUUCAGCUCAAUUCAAGCCUUAAACAUGGUUAUAGAACAUAAUAAUUUGAUCAUUGAACAUCUGGGGUACAAGAUUUACAACCUAGAAAAUAUAGUGAUAAAUUAGUUCCCCCAAAUGUCUCACACCGGUACUCUGGCUAUGUUUCCACUGCUGAUUACUUGGAUUACUGAUUACGUGGCAAGUAAUAGUACAAAUCAUUCCCACAACAUAGAGGGUUUUCACAUAGCCCAAAUACUAAUUUCUUUACAUUUAGCCUGCUUGGCCUGUUUGCUAUCACUCUAAAAAAUGCUGUGUUGUUUCAACCCAACUUUGGGUCAAAUAUGGACUAACCCAACCGCUGGGUUCAAUUUUAACAUUUUACCCAAAUUUAACAUUUAAAUUUUACAUUUUUUACCCAAAAGUUGGGUUAGUCCCUAUUUGACCCAAAGUUGGGUUAGAACAACCCAGGAAUUAUUAUUUUUUGAGUCUGCAACCUACUGCAGUACUAAGACAUUGAUAGAUAGGUCUACAAUGGCACAAGUUGCUGUUUUAGAAAUAACUAUCAAGUUAAUCAUACAGUCUCACAUAUGUUUCACUAUCUGAGAGAGUUGGUGCAUGCAGCAAACCAUCCUAGCAUUUUAGCUUUUUAUUUGAAAGUUUAGUUUCACCAUAGUGCUAGAAUAGAUCAAUUGUAGUUAAGACCAAUUUGCCAGUUUACAAGGGACAUUUGGCCAAAAUACUCAGAUAAAUGUAGCAGCACUGAGUUGAGAGAGUGAUGGUAGUUGACUCAUGGCACUCCAUGUUAAAUUAGUUUUGUAAUCUUAAUUUCAAAAUCACAAAGUCUACAUUGUUACUUAUUCUGCAGGAUUAGCUAUUUUGUAUUCAAAGAACUUGUGUCUUUUGUUGUGUAUUUGAUUUUUUUUAUAAAAUCAAUCAAUUUUGAAGGUUGGUGGCUCUGUUAUCAGUCUAUUGCAGAAUGUGUCAGAUGUGUGGGGUUUAAAUUGUGAUAGAAAUUGCUGCUAAUUACCACUUUUAGCUAGUGAUGCACAAGACAGCAUUCAGUUUUGACUACUUUAGUAUACAUGUGUCAUUACUAGCAUUUGGCCAUCCUUUGCCACCUUAAAAACUGUGUUUGAAAAGAAAUGGGUCCUCCGUGUCUAUAUUUGUAACAACUAAUCUUGCACACUCUCUGAAGAAUAGUGGCUCGGCCAUAGAUACACUGUUGCAAGUCGCAAAAAUGGCAGACUGCAUCUAUUGAGAUGGAUAUUAUUUAGGAAAUAAUGGGAUGGGAAUAGCAUUUAGAAUAGCAUUGUGUCAAGGUAGCAUACUCUUGAGCACUGAUGAGAUUGUUGGCCUUUUUUGGAGAAUGUGACUCAUCGUAAUAUUAAAGUAUUAUUUCUUCUGUGUAAUUUGCUAUCUGGUUAGGGGAUAGGGGACACAUUUUCCUUUCGCCUUGCACUUUGCUUUAGUUUUAGAAGGAUAUAUUGUUUGUUAAUGUUUUUUGUCCUUUUUUUAAACAGCUUUGCACAACUUCCAGCGGGUUUGGGGGAGGGUUUGGCAGAACUCAAUGAGGCUAAUGUGUUCUGAUGACAACGAAGGACAUAAGUAUCUACGCACUUCAUACAAAUCACCCCAUAUGCUCACUUUCACAUUUUCAUACCAUUAACAUAACUCGACAAAUCAUCAAAUAGCUUUUACUCGAGUGCAUUGUUUUUUGUCUUUUGCAACAUCCACCCAUGAAGCAGGAGAAAAGGAAGUACAAAAACUGUUGAACUGAUUUUAAUGUGAAUUUUCUUGCCUCUUGUGUAUAUGUGUAAUUACAUGUGAAUUGUAUUGUAAAUAUGAUAUCUUUCACUUAUAUUUCUUAAUGCAUGAACAAAACAGGGCAGUUGGUAAUAACAGCUAGCCUCAAUGCUACUGGCAUGGACAGCUUUUACAGCACCGGCAUAACUUCUGCAAACGAAACCUAUCUCUGAAAAAGAAAAAAAAGAAAAAGAAAAGGAGGAAAACUCACAAAAAGAUACCGGUUUUGUUUUGCAUGUCUCUUUUCGGAAAGGUUUAUUUUCAUAAUUUCUUUUCUAUUCUAAAACUGGCCAUUCAUAUCACCCACACAUACAAAGAAAGCAAGCUUUUUGCUUCUUCCUGUGCACAGAGAUCGAACCAAACACUGUAAAUCCUAAAUUAAAAAUAGAAAACAAAAAAGAAAAGUACUAAAUCUGAAAAGGAAAGUUAUGGAGAAAAUGAUUUGUGGAAUCAUCACUUUAAAAAAUAAUAAUAAUAUGCGAAGAUAUGCACAUUUUCAUCCUCUCUUGCUUUUUUGUAUAUCACAUACAGAUGAGAGUAGAUAGACACACUUAUUAAGCCAUUAGUUCAAGGUAGACUAGACCUGCUUACAUCUCGUUGAGCAAAACAGCAAGUCAAAGUUUCAUGCCAUGAGAAUGCAUGACUGGCUGGAUUGUUUUUUUGUUUUGCGCCAGGAUAGCUUUUCUGAUAAAGCGAAUUAUAACACAUAAACACAGCACACACAAGCGAAGUAUUAACCUGAAGAGAAAAUCCUCAAAAAAUUAAUUCGGCAAAUAUCUAGGGCAACCAUUUCACACCUAAUUUAAGAAUUCAAUUGCUAUUCAGUACUCUUUCAUUUCAUUUCUAGUUGCCUGUAUUUGUUGUAUUCUUUAAAUGAAUUGUUAACUUUAUUGUUGAUGUUUUCUCAUAGAAAGGAAAUAUAUUUCUACUUUACAUCCUGCCCUGAAAGUAAAAUGCAUUCUGUUUUUGUGUUGUACUGGUUUUGUUCUCAUUAAGCUCUUGGUUUGAUUCUGUUGAACUCUUGAGGUGUGAUGAUUUUUGAUGAUCUAUUUGGGGGUAUGAUUUGUCUCCAUGAAAUCAACAUUUGUAAAGUAUAAGGUUGUAUUCUCUUUUCUUUACUUUUUCUUUUCUCUUUCUUUCUUUUAUUUUUGUCAGUGCCAAUUAAUGUAAUGGUGUCGGUCAGCUUUUCUAGGUGUUUGAGCAAAAUGUGUUUUUUACUAAUACAAGAUGUUACAGUAUGUGGUACAAAAAAAAAAGGGGUUAUAAGUAACCAACUGACUUUUUACAAAUAAAGGCUUAUACAGUAAAGAA